Molecule: messenger RNA, 1674 nt
Organism: Moesziomyces antarcticus
Lineage: Eukaryota; Fungi; Basidiomycota; Ustilaginomycetes; Ustilaginales; Ustilaginaceae
Exons: 2
Coding region: 1-1674 (557 amino acids)
Biological process (GO): positive regulation of ubiquitin protein ligase activity; anaphase-promoting complex-dependent catabolic process; positive regulation of anaphase-promoting complex-dependent catabolic process
Cellular component (GO): anaphase-promoting complex
Molecular function (GO): protein binding; anaphase-promoting complex binding; ubiquitin ligase activator activity
Source: RefSeq, a predicted model, not a curated record
AUGACUUCAUCCACAGCAGGCCACAGGCUUGGGGCAUCGAAUGGGAUCGCCAUGGACUCUCCACUCAAGGAUGUGACGUCGAACAUGCGCGACAUGAAGCUCGGCGCUUCGCCAACCAAGGGUGGACUCAAGGGCGCACCUGGACGUCUGGGCCUGUCUCGAAAGGACCGACUAGACACGGUGCCGUCUGCUUCGGCUGAUCUCAAGGUCGGCAUCACCAGAGACUGGCAAGGCCCGGAAAAGUCUCUCAAGCCCAAGGUCGCUGCGAGCAUUUCGCGCGGCGACCGCUACAUUCCGAACCGGGAGCUGAAACGAUCCACCACUCCGCAUGCGCACACGGACGGAGACGGCGACACGAUCCGCUCGCAGAUGUCCAGCGAUGCCACUGACCCUAACAUCGCUGCCAACAUAGCCGCGGCGAAUGCUAAUCCGACCGAUCUGGAGGGCCACCCUUCGUUCGAAGACUCGGUGUCGGGCGAGAUGAGCCAAAGGAUCCUGUCGUUUUCGGCAGCGCCGCCGAGCUCUUUGGCGAACCCGGACGUGCGUAGCCGAUACGCCAUGGCCAAACCCAAGUCGGCAUUGCCUAGCAGCCUGCAGAGCGCAGGCCGUAGAAGGAUCCCGACGACACCAGAGAGGACGCUGGAUGCGCCGAGCAUGGUGGGUGACUUCUACUACAAUUUGCUCGACUGGUCGUCCACAAACAUGGUGGCGGUGGCGCUGCAGACGGGGUUGUGGAUCUGGAACGGCAACACGGGCGAUGCAUGCGCGUUGCUCGACACGUCGACGCAGCCGGAGAAGGUGGGCGGUGGAGGCCUGAUCACGGGAGUGCGAUGGGAUGCCGAUGGCAACAUCCUCGCUGUGGGACUGGAGGGCGGCUUUGUGCAGAUCUGGGAUGUGGAGUCGAGCACGCGCAUGCGCACGCUCAAGCCCACGGGAGAUGGGGGUGCCGACCACGCUUCGGUCAACGUGGCUGCCUGGGCACCGGACGGUACGCUCAACGCAGGAUUCCAGAGUGGCAUCAUUCGCGAGUACGACGUGCGAGAGCGAGAUGCGGUGACGCGAACGCUGGAAAAGGCGCACCACGGACCCGUGUGCGGCAUGGAGUGGCGAUCCGACAGCGCGCUCAUGGCUUCGGGAGGCAACGACAAUGUCGUCAAGGUGUGGGACCGCCGUACCUCGGUCGCCAAGAUGCGCAAGGAGAACCACCAGGCUGCGGUCAAGGCGCUUGCCUGGUGUCCGCACAACCUGAGCCUGCUGGCCACGGGCGGUGGCACGAGCGACCGCAACAUCCACUUUUGGAAUACGACGCAGAACUCGCGAACCAUGACCAUCUCGACGGGCGCGCAGAUCACCUCGCUGCACUGGGCGCCGCACUACCGCGAGAUCGUCUCCACCCACGGCCUCGGAACCACCGAGUCGAGCAAGGGCCUCAUGAGCAUCUGGUCGCAUCCCUCGGGCACCAAGGUCGCCGAGAUCGAGGCGCACGAGAAGCGCGUGCUCCACUCGAGCCUCAGCCCGGACGGCGAGGUGCUCGCCACCGUGAGUGACGACGAAGAACUCAAGCUCUGGAGGAUCUUUGAAAAGCCCGUCGAGUCGUCCAAGGGCGCCAAAGCCGCGGGCGGCAUGACCUCACAUGGCAGCAGCGGAGCUUCCAGCGUCCGCACCCUCCGUUGA